CCACGUGUUCCGUAUGUGCGGAGUUACUGAUGGAAGUGAGAUGUGUGUUUCACUGUCUUUGGGUCCUGUACCGGAAGCUGAGUUGUGCAACAGGCGUAGUAAUGACUAUUUAUCUAGCAGUGAUCAUUGAGCUGCUGCAGAAUAGUGUAAUGAGUAAAAAACGGACCAAUGAGGAAGCUACACCUUUGAAAAAAAUCAAAACUCAACUAGCAAUAUGAGAUCUAAGAGAGGACGGACCGGGCGCAGGAGAAAAAAGAAAAUGGUGACUGACUCAACCCAGAGUGCAGUAAACAAAAGCCAUGAUAGCGAAUAUGUACAACUGAAAAGGUGGCUGAAGGUUAGAGGAUUUCAGAACCAUCAUCUGAGGACAGCAGAGUUUACAGAUACAGGAAGAGGACUGAUGACUACAAAAUUCCUACAGCAGGGAGAACUGAUCAUUUCUUUGCCAGAAAAAUGUCUUAUUACAACAGACACUGUUCUCCAAAGUUAUCUUGGAAAAUACAUUACAGAAUGGAGCCCUCCCAUCUCUCCCUUGUUGGCUUUGUGUACAUUCUUAAUCACAGAAAAGCGCGCUGGAGACAAUUCCCAAUGGAAGCCCUAUGUAGCUGUACUGCCCAGAACAUAUAGCUGCCCUGUUUACUGGGAGUCGGUGGUAGUUCAUCUACUACCAGAACCUGCUAAGCAAAAAGCCCUGGAACAAGUGGCUGAAUUACAUGAGCUGUAUCUUUCAUCCUUACCAUUUUUUUAUUCAUUGCAAUCGCUGUUUCAUGAUAGCACUGAAAACAUUUUUACUUAUGAUGCAGUGCGGUGGGCUUGGUGUACAGUCAAUACCAGGACGGUUUACAUGAAGCAUAAGCAACGCUUCGGCCUCUCUACAGAACCGAACAACUACGCUUUGGCGCCAUAUUUAGACCUGCUGAAUCACAGUCCCGCUGUACAGGUUGAAGCUGCAUUCAAUGAAAAGAGCCGAUGUUAUGAGAUACGGACUAUGGAUGGCUGUAGGAAGUAUGAACAAGUAUUUAUUUGUUACGGACCUCAUGAUAAUCAGCGGCUUCUUUCGGAGUAUGGCUUUGUGGCAGCGAACAAUCCUCACCAGAGUGUUUAUGUGACAAAAGACGUCAUCCUUCAAUGUGUAUCUUGCAAAGAAAAGCAAUUUGUCAAGAAGUGGUCACUGUUGAGGGAGAAUGGUUUUCUAGAAAAUUUGACCUUUGGAUUGGACGGGCCGUCCUGGAAACUAUUAGCAGCUCUCAAGUUACUUUGCCUUGGACCAGAGGAAUUCACCUGCUGGAAGAAGAUUCUUUUGGGAACUUCGGUUUCUGAUUCUAAUGACCGUAACUGUAUGGAACUUGUGAGAAAAGUUUGCACCCACUUGCUAGAAGAAACAUCCCAAAGUCUUAUGAAUAUUUCACUGUUGAAAAUGAAGAAGACUUCAGAAAACCACCUGGCCUUGGUCGAAGCGUUGAGAUUAGAAGAACUUAAAAUUCUUCAAACAUCAAUGGAUAUUCUAAAGAAUGGACAAUAUAUAACAAGUUAAAACUUAUGUCGUCUCUUAGACCAUUGCUCUGGCUGGAGUUAUCUACAAGAAUUGGGCUGCUUAUCAUAUAUUAUGAUAAUAGUACGGCUUUAUAUAUUAUUUCUCUGCAAACUUUAUGUGACAAUGUGUAACAGUUGCCCUGUUUAUCUGGUGGGGACACGCAUCAAACCAGCCUCUGAUUUGCAAUAUUGUCUCAUUUUAGCGACAAAUGGGACAGUAAACACCUUGUAAUUACAAGACAUGUCUGUCGUGCUGUUCUUGAAUAACAUAUCAGCCAAGACUAAAAAAUUUAAAGCAAAUUACCAUCCUCAUUACUGAAAUUAUUUAUCAAUAGCCAAACUCCGCCCACCAUUUACAUUAUUUGGAGGAGCCAAUCUGAGCUUGAGCCUUCAAAGAACAAACAGAACAAAGCCAGUCACAGACUGAGGGAGUCAUGUAUUGUAAGUCGAGCGGACAAGCUUCUCAACUAGAGAAGUUGUCUGCUUGCCUUUGCGGCAUACGUGCAGUGGAUCCUGUUCGUCUGCUACUUGUAUGCAUCAUUACACGUUCAAGUGAGCAUGUAAAGCCCCCCCUUCUCUUGUGCAACCAAUCACGUGAGAGAAGGGCCCAGCAAUCAUCCCUAGCUGGCGAGUUUUAGGUGAUUUCUCUUCGCCACUUCAGAGCAUGUGUGAACCUACCCCAAAAGGGCUCCGGACAGCUUACACUGCUUUGUACAUGGAGCCCAUUAUGUAAGUAUAAAGUACAUUGCUUUGCAAUUGUUAUUAGUUAAAACCAAUUAGGGAAAGAUAUGUUGCAAGUCAGCAGGGUUCAUUUUUCAGAGCUGAAUUAAAUGAAUAGGAAACUAAAUAAUGAAAGUAUAUUGCAAAGUUAUUUCAUUACACAAAACUAAACACUUAUAUAAAAAUCUCAAGGUGUUCACUGUCCCUUUAAGUAGUGGCACUCCCAGUUACAUUUAGUGACUGUUAUAUCCAUUAACAUUGCCACUUGAAAGAGAUUUUUACUUUUUAUAUAUUCUGGACUCUGUAUGUAAGAAUUGUCUGGUUGUCUAGAUGGAUUGUGUUUUUAUUGGGAAAACUAAUUUAUCUUUAAAGUGUAUAUUUUACAACAA
Bombina bombina (fire-bellied toad) is the source of this 2642-nucleotide messenger RNA. It is a transcript of the gene SETD4, whose product is annotated as SET domain containing 4. The coding region runs from base 215 to 1534 and encodes 439 amino acids. Gene Ontology annotation, molecular function: histone H3K4 methyltransferase activity; histone H3K36 methyltransferase activity; protein binding. NCBI's taxonomy places the organism in Eukaryota, Metazoa, Chordata, Amphibia, Anura, Bombinatoridae. Gene Ontology annotation, biological process: peptidyl-lysine trimethylation; peptidyl-lysine dimethylation; positive regulation of transcription by RNA polymerase II. The transcript is spliced from 11 exons. The record is from RefSeq and is a predicted model, not a curated record.